Messenger RNA from Daucus carota subsp. sativus, 2025 nucleotides. RefSeq lists its product as uncharacterized. NCBI's taxonomy places the organism in Eukaryota, Viridiplantae, Streptophyta, Magnoliopsida, Apiales, Apiaceae. The transcript has 12 exons. The record is from RefSeq and is a predicted model, not a curated record. The coding region runs from base 125 to 1651 and encodes 508 amino acids.
CUCGGACCAGUUUCCACCACUCAUUUUGGUUGACCACCAUCUACUUUAUUUAUCCCUACAGUGUGUAUUAUUGAUGUUCUAGAUCUAAGACCAGACCAUAGCAACGCUUCUGCAAGUACAAGAUAUGGAUGUAUCAAUGUUCAACAAAUAUGAUAAGGUGCAGCACCUUCAUACCGAAAGAACAGAAUGGACCUUGCGUGUUCGAGCUCAGGCACUCUGGAAAUCGAUAAACAGACAAACCAAAGAAUUUCGCGGCUUAAAUGUUAUCUUCAUCGAUGAUUCGAACUGGAGGAUUCAUGCUUUUGUCAGUGCAAAGAUUUGUGUUUUCUUUGAAGACCUUCUUAAAGAAGGGGCCAUUUACACUCUGUCAAACUUUCAUGUAAGAGAAUAUGGGACUGAGGAAAACAAUAGGGCUGUCAGAUUUGGAAAACACAUUUACUUUGCCAAUCACACACAAUUGGUUCCAGAGGUUGAUAACAUCACCAACAUAGCUCCCUACGCUUUUGACCUGUUCCAAAUAGCUGAUGCAACCAAUCUUAUUACUGAUACUCGCUUCUUGAUUGAUGUUGUUGGGAAACUGGAAGAUAAGAAUAUACAACCUGUUCAGUCCAAAGAUGAUGAAAAGAGAAUUCAUAUCCGCUUUAAGAUUUCAGAUGGGAGGUCGUCUAUCAAUGUUACAUUCUUCGGUGAAUUGGCUCUUGAAUUUGACAAGUCUGUGAAAGUAAUCAAAGAUGAAAACAUUUCAGUUAUUAUAUCAAGUGCCAAAGUUAAUCAUUAUGAUGGAAGUAUAUGCCUAAACAAUUAUCCAGCCACAAGGUUCUAUAUUAAUCCGAAUCACCACAGUGUCGCCAAACUAAUUGAAAGGAUUUCUGAUCCUGCAUACUGUGUGAACACAUUUGAGCAUGUGACAGAGGAAACACCUCCGCUAUUCUCUGUUGAAGAUAUUAAAAAAUUGCAAAUGGAUUAUGUUGAGCGCAAGGUCAGGUGCAAAAUUACUGUUAAGAAGGUUGAUGAGAAAAGUAAUUGGUAUGAUGAUGUUUGUAGUACAUGUGGGACUGAGGUUACCACUGUUGAUGGAAGGUAUCGAUGUGUCAUCUGUUCAAGGAAUGUCCCAUUUCCAGAUAAGAGGUUCAGGAUUGCUACUCUUUGCAAUGAUACUACUGGGCUGAUUGCCAUAGUGUUUCCUGAUGAUGAAAUUCAACGGAUCAUUGGAAAAAAUGCUUUUGAAUUAGAGGACGAAGUUGGAGAUGAGAAUAAAUUCCCUUCCCUGCUCAAAGGUUUUGAAAAGAAAGAUUAUGUCAUUACAUUAACUAUAACUGAGAGGAAUGUUAAGAAGACCAGCAACAUAUACACAGCUACAGAAAUUUCGGAUCCCGUUGAAGUGUUAGGAAAUCACAGCCCCACAAAGGAAGCAGAGGUUACUACAGGCGAGGAGCCAGUGGUCAAUCUCGGAAUGUCACCAAGGGUUGAUAACAGUGACAACGUUACUGCAACAGAGAUUCCAUGCAGUCUGACUGCUAAAACAAGCCCGCCAACAGCCAAUUCAUCAAACAAAAGCAGAAGUCGAGAGAAGAAAAAAGAUGUUGAAUAUGAACUGGAGGAUGAUGUCCCUAUCGGAAAAUUCAAAAUUCCAAAAACAGAGAAGGUCUGAUGGUGUUGCCUUUUCUGAAUGGUGGAACCAUGAUACUUCAUUUUCUUUUGGUAGUUCGGAAGACUAAGCCUGGAGAGCUUCUUUUGUUGUGUCCUGCUUUUAUUAUUUUGUUGUUUAAUGAAUGCUGUCUGCAAACUUUACACUCCCUUUUGAUGCUACUAUUGAACAGAGCUGCUUAGUUUGGAUGGUUUCUACAUUAGAGUAAAGAAAGAUACUCAUUUGGAUGGCCUGAUAUAUAUGAUGUCAUUCUGGAAUUUAAGACUUUUAUCAAAGUAGUAUUGGUUCUUUAUUCAAAGCCCAGAUACAUUGGUGACAAGCCAGUAAAAGGCUAUAAAAUAUUUUGUUUUCUUACUCUAUCAGUCAUCAUUAUUUUA